Molecule: messenger RNA, 1737 nt
Organism: Magnusiomyces paraingens
Lineage: Eukaryota; Fungi; Ascomycota; Dipodascomycetes; Dipodascales; Dipodascaceae
Exons: 1
Coding region: 1-1737 (578 amino acids)
Source: RefSeq, a predicted model, not a curated record
AUGAAACGGAGAGGUUCUACAGAUAUAAGCGUGGCGUUCGACAAUAAUAAUAACGAUAAUAAUAAUAAUAAUAAUGGAAAUCCUACCUCUUCCAACAGAGGCCGGAUGACCCCUUGGAGGUCGCUACGGUCUGCAUUCAGUCGACGAGGAUCUGCAGCAUCAACAGCAUCUUCGUCUGGAUCUCUAUUCAGUAUGCGGUCUGGCGGGACCGAAUCGACAACAGCCAGUUCCAUCUACUCAACAACCACUAGCGAGAACUUGUGUCCAGGGGGUAGCGGAAGCAAUGGCUUUUGGGAUGGAAUCGGAUCUAAGGCAGCAGUAACAACACAAGUUUCCACAGAGGGGACACCCAUGAUGAAGCCGGCUGUAUAUGGGCGAAAAGUAGAGCCGCGGCUAGAUCUGGAUGGCCACCAACAGCACUAUAACAUGGCACACAGCGCAGUUAGUAGUGGCAGCUGUGGAGGCCCCCCCAGUAGUGCGGUAAGCACACAAAGUAGUUUUGCCGGCAGCACACAAACCUUACAGGAGGAGCACUACUUAAAUGUGCAAAAAACCCAACAGGUAAAAUAUCAGCAACAGCUCCACCAGCAACAACUUGACUUUCAUCGUCGUCAGAUUCAAGAACCCGUAAUGACCCCUAACAAGUAUUCUCAACGACAACCGCCCCAAACACAUGCUGAGGGAAACGACCGUCGACGUGGAUCAUCUCUUGGAGAUGCACUUAACUCUCAAUAUGAUCUCCCUGGCAGACAUUUGUCAUCCACUCAAGGAAAUCGCAAAAGUAGUUUACUGUUUAACCGGUCAAUUUUUAAAGGCAACUCGGGUUCUGAUCAAGUGGCCCGCAAAAAUAGUACUGCAUCUUCAGUCUCCGUGAGCACCUCAUCAUCCGUAGCCACGGGAAUCUCUUCAACCGCUUCUACCUCCUCCCAGUCAUAUGGGCUUGUGUCUCGCGGUCAUUCAAACCCCCUGCAGACAAGCGAGUCAGAGAGAAUUAAUUUUUUCAACAAUAUCCAAGAAAAAUUUCUACAGCUAACGCUGUCAACACGCACCCAGCGCGUCAUUGACUACGCCCGCGACAUUACAAUCAACAAGGAGCUGCUGGAUCAAGAUCUACAAGCUCCUGCAGAUGUUAUCACCAUUGAUAAUAUUUUAAUGCAGCUCCGGGUGUUACGCGAAGCCAUCCUCUCACUCCCACCCACAGAUUUCCACAAAGAUGUUCUCAUCUUUUCCAUCCUUGUUUCAGCCGUCUACGGACAUUACCAGACCUAUACUCCGGCAUUCCUGACACUAUUGAACGAUAUACUUCCCGAGCUAUUGGAUACUGCUCAGCUAGAAGAUUACUAUCGUGAAGACGAGUUCCAACGAGUUUGUACAAUCUACAUCUAUCACCUCGUCCACUACGCAGAUGACUGUGCCAGCGCAUUCCAACUUCUGGGCCAGUACUAUUCGCCGGAAUCUCCGCUGUAUGAAUUUAUUGGCUGCUGGGUCGACCGCGAUUACUUCCAGUGGCGACGCGCAUUUGAUGCCGAGCGUGACCCCGCUCUCCACCGAAUGAUGGCGUUUGGCGAACUGACCAUGGCUAAGGAAGCACUCGCCCGGGUAGGCCGUAGCUACCUGCGCAUGGACCGAACCGAGCUCGAGUCUGUGUUAGGAAUGGAUUGGUCGCGACUGGUUAAUGAUCUGCAUUGUGAAUGGGCACUUGAAGGAGAUGUGGUGAUGAUUCGCAAGACCAAAUAA